AGAAAUUGAAAGCUUCAUCAAGUUGCUCUAGGUCAUACUCCUGGUCAAUGGCAGAUCAGGGAUUAGAACCUAGAUGGUCCAAACCCAGAGGCUGCACUGUUGAGAACCAGGCAAGGGAUGAGGGCACAGAGGAAUUUGUGGUCUGAGUAUGGUACUGUGUGAUUUAAGAUUUCAGUGCUGACUUGAACAGAUACUUACACACCUAUGUUUACAGCAGCAUUGUUCACAAUAGACAAAAGGUGGAAACAAUCCAAGUGUCUGUGAACAGAUGAAUGGAUGAGCAAAAUGUGGUAUUUACACACAAUGGAAUACUAUUCAGCCGUAAAAAAUAAAGGAAAUUUGACAUGUGCGACCACAUGGCUGGAACUUGAAAGCAUUAUGCUGAGUGAAAUAAUCCAGACACAGAAGGACAAAUACCAUAUGAUUCCACUUGUAUGAGGUUCCUAGAAUGGGCAAACUCAUAGAGACAGAAAUCAGGGUAGAAGUGACUGGAGUUUGGGAGGAUGACAUAUGGGGAGUUAUUGUUUAGUGGGUACAGAGUUUUUGUUGGGAUGAUUUAAAAAAGUUUGGUUAUGGAUAGAGGUGAUGUUUACCCAACAUGGUGGAUGUAUUUAAUGCCCCUGAAUCAUAUACUUACACGAGGCUAAACUUAGAAAUAUUAUGCAUGUAUAUUUUACCACAAUUAAAAAAAAUAUUUCUGUGGUGAACUACUUCUGGGUGAUUACAACAAGAAGUCUGAUUUAAAAGCAAGUUGAUGAGUUUAGGCAGGAGGUGAAGACCGCUGGGGUUGAGGAGAUCAAGGAAGGGAGAGGCCAAGGAUUGAAUGGGUCACCCGGCAGGAGCUCUGCGUCCUGCCUUCAUUCUCUCCUCCGGGGGGCAGCACCGCGCCAUCCGCAGGCCCAGCUUGUUGACUACAUGGAGGGUACAAAUCAGACUGGGAUGAUUCACUUCUACUUCCGCCCCUUCUCCAAACUCCCCGAGGUGCAGAUGCUGAUUUUCGUGGCCUUCCUCGUCAUGUACCUGGUCAGCAUCGGCGGCAACAGCUCCAUUUCUCUCAUCAUCUGGAGCAACCAUUCUUUGCACACCCCCAUGUACUUCUUCCUGGCCAGCUUGGCAGCUCUGGAGAUCUGCUACUCUUCCACCAUUGCCCCUCUGACUCUGGCCAGCGUCCUGUCCGCAGAGAGAGCCCUCAUCUCCCUGCCUGGCUGUGGUGCCCAGAUGUUCUUCUUCAUCUUCCUGGGCAGCGCUGACUGCAUUCUACUAGCUGUCAUGGCCUAUGACAGGUUUGUGGCCAUCUGCCACCCUUUGCGUUACACCCUCAUGAUGAGCUGGCGGUUGUGCGUCCAGCUGGCCCUGGGGUCUCUGGCGCUGGGGUUCAUCUUGGCCAUGCAGCUGACUGUGCUCAUCUUCCGCCUCCCCUUCUGCCGCAGCCAAGAAAUCAGCCUGUUCUACUGCGAUGUCCUCCCUGUCAUGAGACUGGCCUGUGCGGAUACGUGGGUCCAUGAGGCCACCCUAUUGGUGGUCAGCCUCACCGUCCUCACCAUCCCCUUCCUGCUUAUCGCCCUCUCCUACGUUUUCAUCAUGGCCGCCAUCCUGAAGAUCCGCUCGGCAGAGGGGAGGCACAAGGCCUUCUCCACCUGCUCCUCCCACCUGACUGUGGUCCUGCUCCAGUACGGAUGUGGAAGCCUCAUCUACUUGUGCCCCAGCUCCAGGUACUCUCCAGAGAGAGGCCAGGUAGUGUCUGUGGUUUACACCUUCAUCACCCCUGUGCUGAACCCCUUGAUCUACAGCAUGAGAAACAGAGAGCUUACGGAUGCUUUGAAGAGAACAAUGAUGAGGUUCCUGUUGUCCUGAACACGGUGAACGCUCUGGAUGUUCCUCUACAACACUGCUGGGAAGACACAAAUGAGUAUGCCUUCUGAAAGACAAGGAGAUGGGGGCUAAGAGGUCACCGGUUUUAUGCUGUUCCUUCUUCCCGGUUAUAUUAUUUUUGAAAAGUCAUUUUUCUUUCCUCGGCCUCAGAUCCUUCAUCUCUAAAAUGGGGAUUAAAAUGUCCCACCCGACUUAAAUUCUGGGGUGGUUUUGUGUGUAAUGAGAUACAUGACGUGAAACUACUUAGUGGCUUUUAAAGGGAGAUACAGCAGGAAUGUCGUUCUUACUUAUCGUCACCAUUACACGUAAAGUCGGUGUCCAGUUCUCGGGCUCUUUGCAGGCCCACAGGUUGCUCAUGUGGGCGGGGUAGCGGGGGUAGAGCCAAGAAAAGGAUGCACAUCCGCCUGGGAACAUCGGAGCCACUUUCUCCUUAUGCCAGCAGUGCAAAUGCUGAGUUUGUGCCUUGCUGAAUUCUCUUUCAUCCUCAGUUCUCUUCCAGGGAAAGGUGACGGGGAAAGCGCUGGAGUUUAAAUGCUCUAUUUUCUUACUUUUACACCCAGAGCGAAUCUGUCUCCAUCUCAGUCUCUGACUCUGUAUUAGCUAGCUCUUAGUCUGCAUCUAACUCACUCUCCCCAUGCUCACAGGGGCUCCUCCCGCUGUGGGUUUCAGACAACACACAUACACACACUCACACUCACAUAUCGCACAUUUCUAUCUGUCCCUGGCUUCUAUGGUCUGAAUAUUUGUGUUCCCUGCCCCCCACACCCAGCCCCAACACCACCCACCUCAUGAACAAGAUUAUACUUUUAUAAAAGAAACCCCACAGAGCUCCCUGGCCUGUUCCACCAUGUGAGAUUACAAGAAAUCUGUGACCGGGAGGAGGUUCCUCACCCAACAUUGACCUCAGGCUUCCAGCCUGCAGAACUCCGAGAAAGAAAUUUCUGUUGUUUAUAAAGCCACCCAGUCUGUGGUACUUUGUUAAGGAUGGAUGAAGGCAGUAAGUAUAUACAAUAUGCACAUGAGCAAGUGGGGGAGGGGCACAGAGAAAGACUCUUAAGCAGGUUUCAUGCUCAGUGCAGAGCCCAGUUUGGGGCUCGAUCCCAUGACCCUGGGAUCAUGACCUGAGCCAAAAUCAAGAGUUGGACCCUCACCUGACUGAGCCAUCCGGGUGCCCCAGAAAGAUUGCUUUUUUAAUUGAGCUUCUCUAGGUAGCAGGGGGGUAAUGGAUUCAGGUAGAGCAAAGCUAGUUCUGUGAAGACAAACACUGGCUGGACACAAUGAGGGGAAGGGCCCCUAAAGCGGCUGUGAACAGGAGGGUGAUUGUUUCAGGACGAUCCGCCUCAGGGUAAUGGCGUCAGAACAUAGAUGGUUUACUGUCUUUUUAUAGGGUGAAGGAAGCUCAUUUAUUCCUCUCCUUGUUGAAUAGCGAGUGAUUUAUUGGGGUGCCUGGCUGGCUCAGUCGGUGGAGCGGUGCAACUCUUGAUCUCUGGGUCGUCAGUUCAAGCCCCCUGUUGGGUGUGGAGCCUGCCCAAAAAAAAAAAAAAAUAGUGAGUGAUUUAUUCAUUCAACAACAUUUAAGAAGGCAGUGAACAACUAUUUAUUGAACUCUACUGUGUACCUACCUGUAGAAAGGUGAAGUUAAGUCUAGUGGCUUUGAAGAGCACAAACCAGGGCCGCCUGGGUGGCUCAGUCAGUUAAGCCACCGACUCUUGGUUUCAGCUCAGGUCAUGAUCUCAGGGUUUGUGGAACUGAGCCCUGCAUCGGACUCCAAGCUGACAGCACGGAGCCUGCUUGAGAUUCUCUCACUGCCCUCCCACUGCCCCCCCUCAAAAUAAAUAAACUUAAGGAAAAAAAAAAAGAACACAAACCAUGAUAGCCCAAGGGCAAGUGAUACACCGCUAUGAGCUUCCAGAGGAGGGACAGUGAAGGGAAUCAAGACAAGUUUGACGAGGGAGGUGGCAUUUGACCUGUACCAUGCAGGUGUCCAGAUCUGUGCAAAGAGGAGCAGGGAGGGCAUUUCUGAAGGGGGGAAUGGUAAGGACAGAAGAACAGAGAACGAACUCUUUGUGCCUCUGUUUCCUUAUCUGGAAAGGCAUAAACACUCCGCUACAUUUUUUCUUUUUUUCCUGAAAAUGUAUCACAGGCUUAAAAGGCAGAAACCAUGACCCCAAAUUUAUCUUAAAAGGAACUGAAAUGUUCCCGUCUUCCUUUGAAGACAAGAACCUGAAAGGACCUUGUUUGGUUCACUUACAGACACUUGCUGUCCCUCCUGCUGUGUUCUACCACAAUAUUCUACAAGGUCAGUGUUACUUGCAGGACACGAGUCUUGUUGAAUCAUAGGUGUUUGGGAGAAAUAAACUUUAUGUGGUCAAGGAAGCAUGAAGACUACUGUACCAAUCAAACCCCAACCCAUUACUGCAGGUUCGCUCUGUGCCUAUAAUGUGCAAACGUGCCGCCAUGAUUCUAAGAUGAGGAUAUGUUUGUCUAUGUUUUUCGAGCUCUGUCACCAUUAAAGUCUUCUGUUCCUUGGGGUAUCUUAUGAAACCUCUUAUCCUGUUGAACCUACUUUGGAAGAAGCUGCCUUAGCUGUUGCUGACUCAGUACCAAGAGGGUUUUUUCACUAGCGACGGAAAUACUCCAGGCACUUUUCAAUUCCCCAUGCUUGUUGAGGGAACAAGCGUAGUUGUCCUGGGUUAGUGGGCUUCUUUUCAAGUGAUUGCAGAAGGGAAUUAAUGUUUACCAUAUAUUAGCCCAUAUAUUGUCACAAAACCCAUGAGACUGGUGUUAUUUUUAUCUCUGCUUACAGAUAAGGAAACUGACACAUGGGGAAUUUAAGUCACGUGUUCAAGGUCACACAGUCAGAACGGGCAGAAUGUGGGAUAUGACGGGGAUGGUGCUGCUAUCUCAGCAUGUUAUCACUGUACUCUGGGAGUUUGGGGGAGAUCCCUUCAUUUUUCUGUACUUAAUUUCAUAAUAAACGAGGGGAAUAAUACCUACUCUACUGCCCUGACUUAUUGUGAGAUCUUGGGGGUGGGGUGGAGAAAAACUCUAAAAGUACGAUGAAAGAUUCAGCAUGGUUAGUCUAAUAUCCAAAUGGAGGGGCACCUGGCUGGCUCAGUCGGUAUAGCAUGGAGCCUGAUGAAAAAAAAAUAACAUCCGAACGGAGACAUAUGCUAGAUGGCU
Acinonyx jubatus (cheetah) is the source of this 5055-nucleotide messenger RNA. Its product is annotated as olfactory receptor 10V1-like. Gene Ontology annotation, cellular component: membrane. The transcript has a single exon. Gene Ontology annotation, biological process: G protein-coupled receptor signaling pathway. Gene Ontology annotation, molecular function: olfactory receptor activity; G protein-coupled receptor activity. The record is from RefSeq and is a predicted model, not a curated record. NCBI's taxonomy places the organism in Eukaryota, Metazoa, Chordata, Mammalia, Carnivora, Felidae. Bases 916 to 1854 code for a protein of 312 amino acids.